This is a messenger RNA of Mytilus californianus (California mussel), 2086 nucleotides long. Its product is annotated as dentin sialophosphoprotein-like. The transcript has 2 exons. The coding region runs from base 97 to 1617 and encodes 506 amino acids. The record is from RefSeq and is a predicted model, not a curated record. Lineage: Eukaryota; Metazoa; Mollusca; Bivalvia; Mytilida; Mytilidae.
AUAUCUCUAAUGAGUUAUAAAAGGACAUUUAGUGUCAGGUAACAUUUGCAUGAGGACGUUACGAAGACUUAUACUGUGAAUAGCAAAUCUUUCAUAAUGGGAAAGUUGGCUGUGAUAUGGAUUCUAACUUUAUUCAUAGUUUAUAUUGAUGCAGGAAAUGGACCAAACGGUAGAAACGGUGAUGGAAACGGGGAUGGUAAUGGAAACGGGGAUGGUAAUGAAAACGGGGAGCGUAAUGGAAAUAAUGGCGAUGAAGGUGGUAUGGCACGUAGUGGUGGUAUAACACCACAACCAAAUGGAGGUGAUGUGACACCACCUCCAACCCGACCUGCAGGAGGUGGUGUGACGUCAAAACCAACUGAAGGUGGUGAACAAACGCAACCAACUCGAGGUGGUCGGCCAUUUAAACGAAAUAGAGGUGGUAAGAAACAUAUGAAAUGGAGACCGGGUAAAAGAUGGGUUCGUGAUCCUGACAGUUGGGAUUUCAGUUCCGAUAUCUCUGAUGGUGUAUGGAGGUCAAAUACAGGUGGUCGGAGUUCUAGUAGCUGGGGAAGUGACAGUGGUUGGGAUAGUGAUAGUCAUGAAUUUCAUCCAACUAUAAAUAACAUGAACAACGUGGCAUCAAGAUUUGGUGACGAUUCUGAUAGCGAUGACAGUGAUUGGUAUAGUGAACGAUGGGAUAGUGACUCGGACGAUAGAUUAACAAUAAGAAAAUCAGCGAUAAAAACUGUAGCACCUAAACGUCCAGUUAGAGUUCACAGCAAUGUACUAGGCAGUGAUUCGGGAUGGUAUAGUGAUGAUUCCAAUGACAGAUCAGAUGAUUGGUAUAGUAGUACUAGUGAAGAACGGGACGGUAAAAUAAUAAACAAGAUUGGAAAUAAAAAACAGAAUAACAUUGAUAAGCCAGUAGUAAGGCCGAGGGGUCAUUUUAGUGAUUCCGACAGUGAGUGGUAUAGCAGUGAAGAAUGGGACGACAAAAGGGUUAACAAGAUUGGAAAUAAUAAAAACAAUAAUAAUAACAAGGCGGGAGAAAAGGCGAGGGCUCAUUUUAGUGAUUCCGACAGUGGUUGGUAUAGCAGUACUAGUGAAGAACGGGACGACAAAAUGAAUAAAAAGAAUGAAAAUAAUAAAAACAAUAAUAAUAUCAAGGCGGAAGUAAAGAAGAGAGCUCAUUUUGAUGGUUCCGACAGUGACUGGUACAGCAACGAUUUACACAGCGAUGAUAGUGACGACAGAAAUGGUUGGGAAAGUAAAAAUGAUAAUAACGGCGACGAUUGGUACAGCGAUGAUAAUGAUUUAUGGGCAAGUGAUAGUUCCGAACGAAAUGUUAAAUGGAAAACUGCAAAUCCCACCAAAGUUCAGGGGAAUGGUAAAGUGGUAAUACCGAAAACUUCUCUUUCCGAGCGAUGGGAAGAUGAUUCAGAUAUGGAUGAUUGGUGGGAUGAUAAUGAAAGAUCAUCAAGCAUUGUAAGACAGUUAAAAUAUCCAGCUUUAAGAAGUCGUACUGCAAAAAGACGACUAUCGUCUAGAGCUUUAGGUUUAGAAAACGAUGACACAGAUGACACAGAUGAAAAAUCCAUACCUGGACUUAAGUUUUUAGGACGGGACGACGACUAGCCAAUUGUUUAGAUUACAAUUCCAUCGACCAUCCUGGUUGUAAUGGUAUAUGCUGCCUUAUUUUGUUUUUCUGAUUACUCCAAAGAGAGAUAAAUUAAAAUUGUUCCUAUCUUGAUUUUACAAAUUGUCUUCAAGAAAAAAGAAUUUAUGCGUGUGAUUUUCAUAUGAGAUUAUAUAUAUAUUUUUUAAAUACCAUGAUAUAUACUUAGUAGAUCAAACGAUAAAAACAUUGUAUAACAUUUUCUUAUAUGAUAAUUGAUUGCAUUUUGAGUUUUUUCUUUCCAGAAAUUAUAACUGAAGUUUGACCGAUGGUGAUUUUUCUUUUUCCACGAGAAGCUAUCAGAUACAAUCAUAAAAACAUGUGGUAAUGAAGGCAAACGUGUUCUGUUAAGCCAGAAAAAAAAAAUAUAAUUUAGUCAAACUUUGAAUGUAACGUUAUUUUCAAACUACAUUGAAAAACUUAAUCUUU